Messenger RNA from Uranotaenia lowii, 897 nucleotides. RefSeq lists its product as uncharacterized. Bases 1 to 897 code for a protein of 298 amino acids. Gene Ontology annotation, molecular function: zinc ion binding; nucleic acid binding. The transcript has a single exon. The record is from RefSeq and is a predicted model, not a curated record. NCBI's taxonomy places the organism in Eukaryota, Metazoa, Arthropoda, Insecta, Diptera, Culicidae.
AUGAAUUCGACGAUUCGAGGUCGCGGAGCUGGCCGAGGAGGCGACCGCCUUCUGAGACCCACCAGGGAACCGGAUAUGGGUCUUGCAAUGCGCGCUAAUGAAGUCGAAGUGGUAAUAUCAGAGUUUGAUCCUGACAAUAUUCGAGGCCAAACUGCCGAGGAGUGGCUGGCCGAACUGGAUUCCAUGGCUGAGAUUUUCGGCUGGGAUCCCAGACGUACUCUGCUAUAUGCCUGUAUGCGGCUCAAGGGGCCAGCCAAAUUUUGGUACGAUGGAUACAAACAGGAGCUUCGGACUUGGGACAUCUUUAAAGACAAAUUUCUUGAAAAUUUUCCAACUGUCGUAGAUACGGCUGGUAUCCAUCGGAAGCUACUGAAUCUAAAACGCAGACCGGAACAAUCAGUUGAAUCAUACUUUCACGAAAUAGUGGCGAUGGGUCGAAAAAUAAAACUGUCUGAUGACCUCAUUAAGCAAUAUUUGAUAAACGGACUUCCAUACGCUUCGACACGAGCAGUCAUGGCACAGGAUCCUGCCGUGACAUUGCCGCAGUUUCUAGCUGCAUUGAUAAGAGUCGAACGCGCUGCCAAGGACAACAUCAGGAAAAGAGACAUCGAAUACAACGGACGAGGAGGCCACAUCAGAACUCCAGCCAAGAGAUUCGCCGACGGUCAGUCACGUGACGAUGCAGCGCGAGCUAGCACAUCUUAUUCCCAAACUCCUCAAAGACAAACACCGAACAAGACCACUACCGAGUCUAGUUCGUCCAAAAUAGCCUAUACGACACCAACAAGUCAGAAAAGGCAAUGUUUCAUCUGCCGAUCUGAAGACCACCUCGCGAGAAGAUGUCCUCAAAAAAAGGAUUUUCGCACUCCGGUGGUACCGAAUCGCGCCACCAUGUAA